Molecule: messenger RNA, 2976 nt
Organism: Perognathus longimembris pacificus (Pacific pocket mouse)
Lineage: Eukaryota; Metazoa; Chordata; Mammalia; Rodentia; Heteromyidae
Gene: Qtman
Product: glycosyltransferase like domain containing 1
Exons: 9
Coding region: 654-1640 (328 amino acids)
Molecular function (GO): glycosyltransferase activity
Source: RefSeq, a predicted model, not a curated record
CACGCGCUACGUUCCCGGCGCCGCCCCGCACUCGGAGCCUUGCGUCCCGGCCCGAUGCCCUGGCAUUCCUCUCAACAUGGGCCACUUAAAAAUGUUACUUUUCUUGGUGUCCACACGUUGUGCACCCCCGGCCGCAGGCCUGGGAGCGCGGCGCUUCCUCCUCGCCAGGCCUGGGAAGGCGGGCCGGGUUCCCUCCCGCAGAGCGCGGCUUGAGCAGCGCCCCACGGCCGUGGAGCCCUGGCUCCUCGCGCUGAGUUUGAUCACUCACCCUGGUGGAUCACCAGCACCUCCACUUCCUCACUGUCAUCAGAGACCCAAGAACCGCCCUCCCCCUCUCUAGUGCCAAUUUCUGUUGGGAUCCUGACAGUCUGACCACCCUGGUGAAGGAUUUUCUGAAUUUAGAUCGCGUCCACCCAGCCGUGUACCCAACAGCAAAGUUGUAACCGAUUCUCUUUGCAAGCUCAGUGCUUAACCUGACUGAACUGGCUGCCCUUCGUCCUGACCUUGGGAAAUUAAAAAAGAUCUUGUACUUCCAUGAAAAUCAAUUGGCAUAUCCUGUCAAGAAAUGCCAGGAGAGGGAUUUUCAGUAUGGCUACAACCAAAUUCUUUCAUGUCUAGUGGCUGAUUUGGUGGUAUUCAACUCAGUUUUUAAUAUGGAGUCAUUUCUCACUUCUAUUGGAAAAUUCAUGAAGCUAAUUCCGGAUCACAGACCCAAGGAUCUGGAAAACAUCAUCAGACCCAAAUGCCAAGUUAUUUACUUUCCCAUCAGGUUUCCUGAUGUGAGCAGAUUCAUGCCCAAGCACAAAAUAGCCCAUUUACAGAAGAUGCUCAGCCUUAACGGAAAUGGUGGUGCUACUCUAUCCAUGGCCCAUCCUUCCCGACCAGAACGGAGAGAUUCUGAAAAUUUAUUGGAGAAUUUUAAUUUAGAGUGUGAUGUACACUCUAGCCUCAAUACUGCACAAGAAAACCUGGACAGCUCAUCAAUGCAGGAAUCAGACUUUAAAAAAUCUAACUCAACAGAUAAUUCAAGCUCUCUUCAUGUGGAAAAUAAAGAGAAUGUGACUCGUAAUCCCUGUGACAUUUUGGGUGGAGCCGAUGAUCAGCCACGACCGUUGCACAUUGUCUGGCCUCACAGGUGGGAACAUGACAAAGAUCCAGAGACCUUUUUUAAGGUAUUAUUGCACCUAAAGGACUUACAACUCCAUUUUCAUAUAUCUGUCCUCGGAGAAACUUUUACAGAUGUCCCAGAUAUAUUUUCAGAGGCCAAGAAGGCAUUGGGAUCUUCAGUCUUACACUGGGGCUACUUACCCUGCAAAGAUGACUAUUUUCAAGUCCUGUGCAUGGCUGAUGUUGUCAUCUCAACAGCUAAGCAUGAAUUUUUUGGAGUGGCAAUGUUGGAAGCUGUAUACUGUGGUUGUUACCCACUUUGUCCCAAAGAUUUGGUUUAUCCCGAAAUAUUUCCAGCUGAAUAUCUGUAUUCUACACCUGAACAGCUUUCAAAAAGACUCCAGAAUUUCUGCAAGAGACCAGAUAUUGUAAGGAAACAUCUCUAUAAGGGUGAAAUGGCUCCGUUUUCUUGGGCAGCCCUACAUGGUAAAUUCAGGUCUCUGCUUACAGGAGAACCUAAGGAAGAUUUGUGACAGAUGGGGCUAAGUCACAAACUUGCAGCCUAAGGCAGAAUCUGAAGAACUUUCCAGAGUGUGCCCAUAUUUACCUGAUCAGAGAGAAAAGAAAAUCUGCAGAGGAAGCUGAGCCUGGCUGCUUGUCAUAGCUGACACAGAGCCAUCUGCCACAAACCUGUGGCAGCUUCAGAUCUCCAAUCCCUGCCACCACCCCAACUCAAAUUAAAUGCAGAUUCCUGGAGACGUUAUGAUGGUUACACAUGUCCUCGGCAUCACAUGUAGGAGACUGUUCAAAAAAAAAUAUGUGGCCUGUUGUAUAACCGCACUCAUGUAUCCCAUAUGUGGUGCCACAUUGAAUUUCCGGUUGAAUCCGUUUUUAUCCUUUGUACUGGAUGACAUGGUGCCUGAAUUCUUUCUUUUUGCUGACACGAUGGCAGCCAAACUGCAGCUUCAAACACUCACACUUGGCUGGGUUUCUACCUGAUUUGCCAGGUUAUCAUCGGAGUCUUCUUGUGUCCUCAAAGGGCCACAGGGUCUUAAUGCAGGCUCUGAAUGUGCCCCAACUAAUUGGGCAGCCACCUCAAAAAUGUGGGCAAAGGGCUGCUUUAGCAUUUUUCCUUCAGCAAAUUAAUGACUCUCUGGCAUGGAAGUUUUUAAGUGAAGGUAUUAAUAGAACUCUGGCAGGUAUUCCCAUGAUUCACAGGGUUACAUUUGCAUUUAAUUAAUCUUAAAGAAAGUUGCAAGAUAAACAGCUGUAAUUCCAGCAAACAUGACAGAUACAGUUAGCGGAGCCCUUUCACCCCUAAAAUGAACACUGAGAUAUUUGUUUUAAUUUUUUCCAGGAGUCAAAAUAGAGAAAUCAAAAUACUUCUAACAGAACCAUCAAUUUGAUUAAAAUAUUCUUCAAAAAUAUUUGCAUCUAGCUACAAAUACAAUCUUUAAGAAAUACAUCACUCAUGAUUCUGAUAGUCAAACUAAUGUAUUUGUUGGUAUAAAAAUGUUUUAAAUGGCUAUAUUUUAAAAUAAAUGUUUUAAUAAAGUGCCCACUGCAGUGUUUAAUUAGCAUAUUUAUUUACAUAGACGUAUGUGCAUCUCUCUUUAUAUUUCUCACUGAACAUUUUCCUUGUCAGGGACAACGAAUACUAUUGUUUCUUUUCUCGAUGAACAUGGAUCUGUUUUGCAAAUGUUUGUAAGAUAAUAUGACACUUCCAAGAUUUUCUUUGCAUUCUGGAAAAGCAGGAGGUAAACAUUUGUAGUCAUUAAGGUAAAGUCUGUUGAUAAACCAUCUUCUGUUUACUGACAGGUAAAUUGUAACUUCCCUAGCUUUUGAAAUAAAUACCUUCUAUGCACUGCA